Syngnathus typhle (broad-nosed pipefish) is the source of this 2066-nucleotide messenger RNA. Its product is annotated as glucose-induced degradation protein 8-B homolog. The record is from RefSeq and is a predicted model, not a curated record. The transcript is spliced from 4 exons. Gene Ontology annotation, cellular component: nucleus; cytoplasm. Lineage: Eukaryota; Metazoa; Chordata; Actinopteri; Syngnathiformes; Syngnathidae. Bases 17 to 706 code for a protein of 229 amino acids. Gene Ontology annotation, biological process: positive regulation of canonical Wnt signaling pathway; proteasome-mediated ubiquitin-dependent protein catabolic process. Gene Ontology annotation, molecular function: protein binding.
CCCGUCUCCCGGUUUGAUGAUGAGUUAUGCUGAAAAGCCUGAAGACCUCACAAAAGACGAGUGGAUGGACAAAUUGAACAACGUGCACAUUCAGAGAGCGGACAUGAACCGGCUCAUUAUGAACUACCUAGUGACGGAGGGAUUCAAAGAGGCGGCCGAGAAGUUCCGGAUGGAGUCUGGUAUUGAGCCCAGUGUAGACUUGGACUCUCUGGAUGAAAGGAUAAAGAUCCGAGAGAUGAUCCUGAAGGGACAGAUCCAGAAAGCCAUUGCACUCAUCAACAGCCUUCACCCAGAGCUGCUGGACACCAACAGAUACUUGUACUUUCACCUGCAGCAGCAGCAUUUGAUCGAGCUCAUCCGGCUAAGGGAGACGGAGUCGGCGCUGGAGUUUGCCCAGACGCAGUUGGCUGAACAGGGGGAAGAGAGCCGCGAGUGUCUCACGGAGAUGGAGAGAACUCUCGCCCUGUUGGCCUUUGACAACCCAGAAGAGUCUCCCUUCGGGGACCUGCUCAACAUGAUGCAGCGGCAAAAGGUGUGGAGUGAGGUGAACCAAGCUGUACUGGACCACGAAAACAGGGAAUCCACUCCUAAAUUGGCCAAACUCCUCAAGUUACUGCUGUGGGCGCAGAACGAGUUGGACCAGAAGAAAGUGAAAUACCCGAAAAUGACUGACUUGAGUACGGGAACCAUCGAGGACCCCAAGUGAACCCAUCCGCAAAACCUUGCUGUCUUUUACGGGCCCCUUAAUUUAUGAUCAACCGCGUGGCUGUUGCAACUGGAUAGUGUGCUAAACUAGAUUUUUGGUAAGGUUUAUUGGUUGAACUUGGUCAUUUUGACUCUGUUGCAGUCAAGCCAUACAAGUUACCAUGGAGAUAUGCAGUGGUGCCUUGAAAUAAGAGUAACCCAGCAGAAUAUUUUAUUUAUUUAUUUUUUUGACUUGUAAGUAAAAUUUUCAAAGGGGGAAGAUGAGUUGUCUUGAGGGUAGACACAUGAAUUAGUCUUAUCUCAAGGCACCAGUUGUUACUGUUUUCCGUGACAUCUGAUUUAAAACGUAAUUUCUGCAUUAUAGAGUUUAUUAUGUGUGUGGCUCACUAUUGCUGCAUUAAUCGUUCCUAAAAAAGAAUGGAAUCAAUUAAAAAAACAUGAAUCUGGCCUUGAUCUAGUUUCCACGGUAACAUGUUGCUUGUUGUGUAAAAAGUCAUGGCUACGUUCAACCAGAAUAGCCAAAAAUGGCUUACCCUGCUAUUUAGAUUUGUGCAACAGCGCAUAUAAUGUAUGUGUAACAAAACAAAACAAAACAAAAAAACUAUAAUGCUCAAUUUGGUUUUAAUGUGACAUCAAUAAGAGAUUAUACUGUAAAUUGCUGUAUUAUUUAAAAAGUAACAUUUAAAUACAGACGCUGGGUUUUUAGACUAAUGUUGAUGUCAACAAAUACAAGUUGCUAUUUUAUACAUUUCUCAAAGGCCUUGAGUCUGUGGUAUUUAGUGUGUCAGUUGUCUGCAUCGCUGGAAAGGGAUUCGAUUGGCACGAAACUGGAAUGAGCAGCCUGAAAGAACAGGUGAAAAGUGUGAAUGUUUAAACCAGGGACAAACCCUGAACGAAACAGACCAGCAAAGAUAUUUUAGACUGAGCCUGUGUGCGUCGAAUCAAAAUGUAUUUAUAAAUAUAGAAAGUCUAACUGAAUAUUUGUGACUCAUUGUUUUAACUGUGUUUCCGUUUAAUGUAAUUUAUGGAGAGUUUUGGUCAUCUGUAUCAAUCAACUGUAACAUUUCCAGUCUAUCAAUUGUGCUCCGCCAACCCACUUUUUUUUAUUUUUUUUUAUUAACUGCAUGCACCUGUCUUUUAUUCAACACAGGCACUCGUGCUUUGUUUCUUUUGGUUUGGUUUGUUUACUUCUAAGGAAGCCAGAUUUGCUGCUAGUAGUCCAUCCUUGAAUUUUUUGACUACGUUUUGUCUUUUUGCAGAGACUUGCUCUGACAUUUGCGAGACAUCAGAUGCUCGCGUCACUUUUAUUAAUCGACAUUUCUAAAAGCAGAUUUGCAAAUAAACAUAACUUUUGCAAAGUA